Molecule: messenger RNA, 4000 nt
Organism: Electrophorus electricus (electric eel)
Lineage: Eukaryota; Metazoa; Chordata; Actinopteri; Gymnotiformes; Gymnotidae
Source: RefSeq, a predicted model, not a curated record
GUCUCCCUCAGCAAUACUGGAGCGCUGAGACAAACAUCCUCAAUCGAUGACAACAUGGAAUAAACAUGGCACACAAGAAGAGCGCUUUUAUUGAAGCUCUUGAUAGAUCAGAGGCCAGAAGAGAUGGUGGGUUCACGCAGAGCUGGAGUUUUUCUCUCUCUGAUGACAGUGAAGAGGAGAGGAGGAACGACGCUUCCCUUGUGACCAUGGAUCAAGUGGGUGGUCGGCAGGAGAUUUCCCCUGAAGGGAUGAAGGCUCCGCCUCUGAGGCACUUUGGCCCUCUGGAGCCUAUGAAGACAUAUGAGAGGCGGGCAAAUCAUUUCAAGCCCCUCAACAGAAUGGGAACAAGCAAGUCCAGUGAAACUCCACACUCGAUGGCCAUCUCCCCACUUCCCAACAGAACCAAUUAUUUAAUUAUGAGUCCAGUGCGCACUCAAGGCGUUGUAGUUCAAGGGCGGCUGUUUCAGCACACUCAUCUCCCCAGUCCUGCCAGAAAGCCAGUACAAAGCAGCCUUGACUUAAAAGAAAGGCCUGAUUUCACGACCCAGCCAAUCCAAAGAGUAGAGCUAGACAACAUUAUUCUCACCUGCCCCGAGAUCUCAGACUCUGAGAAUAUGACCAUCCAGAGACGCAUCCAGUCGAAACGCCGGACCAUGUUCGAGGGCAUGGGUGCUGUUCCGACAGUCGGCACAACGGUUGAGCAACUGCAGCCGGAUGAAUACUUCACUGUAUGUGGUAAGUGUGGCCAGCAGAGUGAAGACCACAUCAAGUGUGAGCACUGCAGCUGCGUCCUGCUUGUUGAGACCACACUGCAUCCCUCCAUCCCAUCUUCGCCAGCCCCGCGGCCCUCCAUCCGCUCACAGCCUUCGCCCGAUCCACCAGCUGCACAGCUUAGCAAGAGCUUCUAUGGCCCAGCCUCUGGAGGGCACUCCACCCAGGUGGACGUUGUUAUGAACCCACCAGCGCGCAUCACCAGGGGCAACCAGCUGCUGCCACACAACGGCCGGCAUUGUACCACUGCUGCCACCGGCAACGCAGGCUCAUACGUGGCCAAACUGGCUACAGGCAAGAGGCAGCCUGCCACCAAGCAGCAUGACCUCAGUGACCCCAUUAUCCUGUCCAGCGAUGAUGAGGAAGUGGACAAUGCCAGCACUGGCAGCGUGAACCGGAUGGACAGCAUCUCUCCCCGGCCUGCAGACUCAGCCCAUUCCUCUCCGGUGCCCUCCAGUGGUCGGGUGGAGGCAGCGGUCAAAGGAGCCGUGGAACACGAGGAGCACUCAUGUGAAUUUUUCAUGGAUAUGGACCACCGGAACGUGGCCCCCAGGAGGAACCGUAUGAAAGACCCAUUUGGCAACGCGCUAUGUGAAGAUGCAUCUGUGUCGAAGAAGCGGAAGGUGUGCCCGGUCCAGCCCCAGAAGCUGGAGAGUAUUAUCCUGGAGUGCAGGAGUGUGCGCAUAGGGACCCUGCGCCGGAUGGUCACCAAGCCCGUCAUUUUUACUGUAGAAUACAUACAGCUUGAGACAGAAGGCCAGGAGGUGGACGUACUGGAGAAGGUUCGGCUGCGCUCAUCGGAGCUGACCAGCUGCGAGUGGUGCUGCGUGCGCAAGCUGCCCGUGCUCUUCUUCCAGACUAGCGACGAAGAGUGCUGCCGCCUGCGUGCCCAGCUCCAGAUGUCCCAGGAGAGCGGUGGCCUGUGGUACGACUGUAGUGGCAACAACCUCGAUGAGAAAUACAUAGUGUUGAUUUUUGAAAAUGGCCUUUCGAUGCAAGAGCAGGUGAUUUUGGAAGACAUACUGGUCGAGAUUGGCAGAAAGAACAACUUUUCUGGCUUUCCUGCACGCCUGUCGUUUGAUGAGGCUAAUGUCCGACUGGUCCAGUAUAACAAAGCGUCAAAAGAAAAGGAGAAGGCAAAAGCACAGAAAGCACAUCCAAUUUCAUCGUCCACAAUGACAUCACCAACCACCACUACAACAGUAUCUGUCUCAGUUACCACAGCAACAGCAGCAGUUACUAUGGCAGCAGCGACCACGGUAAUGGCAACCACUGCUGCAACAACAGAGUCAACAGUCCGGACACGGAUGUCCACCCAUCUCAAUGCAUUCUUUGAUGAAGACGAUGAUGAAGACAUGGCUGAGCUGCACCCCACGUUCACAGGCCCUGUUGUCAAGUUGAUUGUGUAUCCACCUCCGCCUGCUAAAGGUGGAAUCUCUGUUACAAACGAAGACCUUCACUGUCUAAAUGACGGAGAGUUUCUCAAUGAUGUCAUCAUUGACUUUUACUUGAAGUAUUUAUUUAUGGAGAAGUUGAGAAAAGAGGAUGCACUCAGAAGUCACGUGUUCAGCUCUUUCUUCUACAAGAGGCUCAACCAGAGAGAGAGGAGAAGUGGCCCAGACACAACCAACUUACCGAUACAGAAGAGGAAACACAACCGGGUAAAAACAUGGACGCGGCAUGUUGACCUUUUUCAGAAGGACUUCAUCUUUGUCCCCAUCAAUGAGUCAGCCCACUGGUAUCUCGCAGUGAUCUGUUUCCCUGGUCUUGAGGGGGUUCACCUGGAGGACAACCCUCUGUACCAGCCCCAACUCCAGUCACGGGGCUCCACCCCGGCCUCGGCCCAGCUUGGCACUUCUGGAAUGGUGGAAGGAGGCCUGGAGGAGCCCUCCCCACACACUGAGCCGCUCUCUUUCAGCCAGACGGACCUCGGUGCAGAAGGAGAGAGGCUCUGUGAGCCCCGGACGUGCCAUGCAAACAUGUCUUCCUGUCCCCAUCAACCCCCAGAACACCCUUGUCCCCACAGCCACGAGCUCAAUGGAGAGGUCAAAGUUCAAUCACAUUACACAAAUGCUUUGCGCAGAAUCAGCAUGUGUUAUGGCAGGGAUGAUCCUGCAAGCUUCUCAGAUGACCAAAGUUCAUCUCAAGAUGAGUGCAGCGAGGAUGGAGCACUGGCAGAUGAAGGCGGGUCCUCUGAGAGCAUGGAGUGGACAUCCAAACCCAACAUCUGCAAACAGUCUCACAGACCAUGUAUUCUCAUUAUGGACUCCUUGAGAGGCCCUGCCAGGUCAUCGGUGGUGAAGACAUUGCGAGAGUAUCUGGAGGUGGAGUGGGAGGUGAGGAAGGGCAGCCCAAGGAGUUUCGGGAAAGAUGUUAUGAAGGGUUCAAGCCCACGCGUGCCUCAGCAGGACAACUUCAGCGACUGCGGUGUCUAUGUCCUGCAGUAUGUUGAGAGCUUCUUUGAGAAUCCUCUACCAAGCUUUCAUCUCCCAAUGAACUUGCUGGACUGGUUCCCCCAUCAACGGAUGAAGACCAAACGUGAUGAGAUCAAGGAGCUCAUCCUGAAACUUCAAUCACAACAACAACUGGACAGGGAAAGUUUAGGGCAGGUGGACCCCUGUGAAAGCCCCUGCGAGGACUUGGACGUUGGAGACACCUUAGAGUCAGCUGAUCUAAUUCCACCAGUCAGCUCUUGAGUUCUGCCCCAUGCUGCUAUGCUCUUACUAUGACACUGUCCUGUUGGCCCCACCUCCUGUGGCAAUGUUGGCCAUUCAGAGCCCUCCGUGAUUGUAAGCUGCUGGAUGACUCCGCCGUUAAUACUUAUACAGACUGUUCUGUUCCCCUUCAUUAAAAAAGAGCAAGAACACUUUUUAAUUUGUAUUAAAUAAAACAUGUACAUACGCUGGAAGGGUUUUUUGUUUUUGUUUUGUUUUUUGCUGCCUUCGUGAAUUGACGUCUUAUCAUCUCACGUCUCACUCUUGCACCAUCAGCGGGGUAAAAGUGUUCAUUCAUGUGAUGACUUCAUGGAGGUCACGAAUGACCUUGGUCACUCCGUAAACCUGCAGGAUUAGUAUGUAUAUUGUCCUGUUACAUUCGUACUUCAAUUCAUGAUAUCUGACUGUAGAAAACAGUUUGCUGUUGUUUGUAGACUAAGUACCCAACACAGUCUGGAAGAAUUUUUUUUUUUUUAAUAAUAAUAAAUAAACAUCUAAUUUCUCUGCUGGAAUAA